UCCUGGCGCGAGCCAGAGGCGGGCGCUCCGGGGAGCCCCAAAUCCUCCCUGGGACAAACAGGGGACAGCGUCCCUGCAGCCUGGGCUCGGUCACGGAACCUGCCCGUGAGCCAGCGAACCGACGGCAGCAGCCCGUGCGACUCCCCGACACUCCUGAAGAAGAGGGCUGAGGUCCCCGUCGGCGAGGGCGGAAGUGGUUCUGCGGACCCCAGGAUGACAGUCCUAGGGUGCCCUCGACGUUGGAACUGCCCGUGGUUGCCAGUCCUGAUACUGCUGCUGGGCACAGACCGGGGGCCGGGGGUGCAUGGUGUGACACAUUACAAAGCCGGUGACCCUGUCAUUCUGUAUGUCAACAAAGUGGGUCCUUACCAUAACCCUCAGGAAACUUACCACUACUACCAGCUGCCGGUCUGCUGCCCCGAGAAGAUCCGUCACAAAAGCCUCAGCCUGGGCGAAGUGCUGGAUGGGGACCGCAUGGCCGAGUCUCUGUACGAGAUCCGCUUUCGGGAGAACGUGGAGAAGAGAGUGCUGUGCCACAUGCAGCUCAGCUCCGCACAGGUAGAGCAGCUGCGCCAGGCUAUCGAGGAACUCUACUACUUUGAGUUUGUGGUCGAUGAUCUGCCAAUCCGCGGCUUUGUGGGCUACAUGGAGGAGAGUGGCUUCCUGCCACACAGCCACAAGAUAGGACUGUGGACUCAUUUGGACUUCCAUUUAGAAUUCCAUGGAGAUCGCAUCAUAUUUGCCAACGUCUCAGUGCGGGAUGUCAAGCCCCACAGCCUGGAUGGGUUGCGGUCCGACGAGCUCCUGGGCCUCACCCACACUUACAGUGUGCACUGGUCUGAGACUUCAGUGGAGCAGCGGAGUGAUCGGCGGCGUGGUGAUGAUGGUGGUUUCUUUCCCCGGACGCUGGAAAUCCACUGGUUGUCCAUCAUCAACUCCAUGGUGCUGGUGUUUUUACUGGUGGGUUUCGUGGCUGUCAUUCUCAUGCGUGUGCUACGUAAUGACCUGGCGCGGUACAACCUCGAUGAGGAGACCACUCCUGGCGGUGCUGGCGAUGACUUUGACCAGAGUGACAAUGGCUGGAAAAUUAUCCACACGGAUGUCUUCCGUUUCCCUCCCUACCGUGGGCUGCUCUGUGCCGUGCUUGGUGUGGGUGCCCAGUUCCUGGCCCUUGGCACUGGCAUCAUUGUCAUGGCAUUGCUGGGCAUGUUCAACGUGCACCGUCAUGGAGCCAUUAACUCGGCAGCCAUCCUGCUGUAUGCCCUAACCUGCUGCAUCUCUGGCUACGUGUCCAGCCACUUCUACCGGCAGAUCGGAGGCGAGCGUUGGGUGUGGAACAUCAUUCUCACCACCAGUCUCUUCUCUGUGCCUUUCUUCCUGACAUGGAGUGUGGUGAACUCGGUGCACUGGGCCAAUGGCUCAACACAGGCCCUGCCGGCCACCACCAUCCUGCUGCUGCUGACCGUGUGGCUGCUCGUGGGCUUCCCCCUCACCGUCAUCGGCGGCAUCUUCGGCAAGAACAACGCCAGCCCCUUCGAUGCACCCUGUCGCACCAAGAACAUCGCCCGCGAGAUCCCACCCCAGCCCUGGUACAAGUCGACUCUGGUCCACAUGACUGUUGGAGGCUUCCUGCCAUUCAGUGCCAUCUCGGUGGAGUUGUACUACAUCUUCGCCACGGUGUGGGGCCGUGAGCAGUACACGCUCUAUGGCAUCCUCUUCUUCGUCUUCGCCAUCCUGCUGAGUGUGGGUGCCUGCAUCUCCAUUGCCCUCACCUACUUCCAGCUGUCGGGGGAGGACUACCGCUGGUGGUGGCGAUCCGUGCUCAGCGUCGGCUCCACCGGCCUCUUCAUCUUCCUCUACUCCGUCUUCUACUACGCCCGCCGCUCCAACAUGUCUGGGGCCGUGCAGACUGUCGAGUUCUUCGGUUACUCCCUGCUCACCGGCUAUGUCUUCUUCCUCAUGCUAGGCACCAUCUCGUUUUUUUCUUCCCUCAAGUUCAUCCGUUACAUCUAUGUGAACCUCAAGAUGGACUGAGAGGUCUGCGGCGCCCACCCUACUGGUGGCUGUCCUCUGCCUUUCUUCCUACCCUGGACUGAGGGACUGAGUCGUGUGAGGGGAGGGUCAUCUCCCUCUCUGUUCUUGGGGCUCCCCCUCCCCAAGAGGACCUGGAAAUGAGCAAUCACAAUUACAUAAGGAACUUAUAUAUUCCAACGUUUCUGAGUUGCCUUUUAGUUUGGGUUCUGUUUUUUUCUUCCUAAAAUGAUGACAAUAAAAUUUAUUA
Molecule: messenger RNA, 2281 nt
Organism: Ochotona curzoniae (black-lipped pika)
Lineage: Eukaryota; Metazoa; Chordata; Mammalia; Lagomorpha; Ochotonidae
Gene: TM9SF1
Product: transmembrane 9 superfamily member 1
Exons: 6
Coding region: 214-2034 (606 amino acids)
Biological process (GO): protein localization to membrane
Cellular component (GO): membrane
Source: RefSeq, a predicted model, not a curated record